AUGGCUCCCCGUCUCGGUUGCGGACAGCGGCCCCUCGUCACCAGAAGCGCUGCGGACGACGUGCUCGCCAACUCGAUCACAUCCUCGAGGCCUCAAGGAUGCUGCAAGCGCUGUCGGGGCCGUCCCCUUCCUCGGCGGCAUCGUCGCCACGCACUCGGGAUCGCGAAGGCCGUCGAGCAAUCGAGAAUGAACACAGACGCGUUCGUCUCUGUCGCUCAGCGCGCGGCCGCCCUCGCCGAGUACGUUCAGGAGAAGACUCUGGGCUCGAACGGGGGGACGAUCAGCACGGACAUGCAGGUCAUCCUGCAGGAGCUACACAGCGCUCUUGGGAAGGUUCAAGACACAGUCCAGCGAGAGCUGGACAGGGGGAGCUUCAAUCGUUUCUUUCGACGGGCAAAGCUUCGUGGGAAGGCGCAGGAAUGCCUUCAGAAGCUGGACGAUGCGUGGCGCUCGUUUGAUGUAGAGCGCGAUCUGGUGCGCCUCGAGCGCCACGGUGAAUCGCUUCAACGCCAGGUCGAAUCGCUUAAGGGCCAGGUUGAAUUGCAAGCUACAUUCGAACCCGGGUGCUUAGUCAGUGCCUCCGCUCUUCCAACUACAGCGUUAUUCUCACAGCUGCUGUCAGAUAUACAGCGCACAGAAGCCCACACGAAGAUACCGUACAGAACCAGGACCCACCACGGUUAUCAAUACAGCGCUAUAUUGGGUACUCGUCCGGUGACAGUGCGCACGUAUGGUCACAAGCUCAAGGAUAACGUUUUCGAAAGCAUUCAAAUGUACUCUGAGAACAACCACGAGUCCCACGAAACCUUCAGCAAUGUGAUCGCUAUGGCUACCCUCAUGCUGGAGUCCAAUUCUAUGUCCUUGACGGUAGUGUGCGCUUUCAGCUUUAUAAUACAGCUACUAAAUGAAAGGUCGCUAAGAGCGGACACGUCCCAGUGGCCGAUGCAGCGUGCGGAAUUUACCAUUGUUCCAUCCCAGAACGACCCGGGUCAUUGGUGCAUCGGCCAACAAAUCCUUUCCGCUUCCAGCUACACAUACGACAAAUUCUUCACCGACCACGCACUACGUCUGUCCCGCCUACAUGGUAUAGACCUAUCGGAUCUCUUUCUCCUCGAUGCCGCUAUUAUGGGCGUGGGCGUGCACUGGCGAAGAUCACACGCACGGUACACACAGUGCGUACGACGUGUGACAUUUAACGUCAUCCACGAUCUCUUACAAGUGACUGUGGAUACAGCAACGGCGUGGCUUCACAAGCAGCCACUUGACGAGCACGGUGUGCCCCACAAGCUGUGGGCGUACUGGUCCUUUGAUGAGGAGCCAGUGCCCGUAGGACACCCGCCGCCAGACGUUCCCUGGAUGCUUCGGACCGCCAAGCUGUGGCCAGGGUCUCGGAAAGCCAUAGACACUGACAAGAUUGCGCCGCGCACGGGGCACUCAUGCACCGGAGAGAGCUCAGACGACGACGACGACGACGCGGGGUACACACAGCGCGAGUGA
Molecule: messenger RNA, 1497 nt
Organism: Epithele typhae
Lineage: Eukaryota; Fungi; Basidiomycota; Agaricomycetes; Polyporales; Epitheliaceae
Exons: 12
Coding region: 1-1497 (498 amino acids)
Biological process (GO): cell surface receptor signaling pathway
Source: RefSeq, a predicted model, not a curated record